Messenger RNA from Laetiporus sulphureus 93-53, 1038 nucleotides. Its product is annotated as proline iminopeptidase. NCBI's taxonomy places the organism in Eukaryota, Fungi, Basidiomycota, Agaricomycetes, Polyporales, Laetiporaceae. Gene Ontology annotation, biological process: proteolysis. Gene Ontology annotation, molecular function: peptidase activity. The coding region runs from base 1 to 951 and encodes 316 amino acids. The transcript has 3 exons. The record is from RefSeq and is a predicted model, not a curated record.
AUGAAGCUUUUAAGCGUAACAUUAACGCCUGAGGUCGGGACUGACGAUACGAUCGAGGCGGUGGCGUCUGUAAAGUGCGAUGUCAAGCGACCAUGGAAUGUCGUGGGGGGAGAAACAUUCCAGACAUGGUACAAAGUCUUCGGCGAUCUCCCAGUCGGCAGUCGCACCCCUCUUAUCUGCCUGCAUGGUGGUCCCGGCCUUGCACAUGAUUACUUGCUUCCUCUGUCCGAUCUCACCGCAAUAGCAUCCAUACCCGUGAUAUUUUAUGACCAGAUCGGCGGGGGUCGUUCAACGCAUCUUCCCAACAAGCCCAAAUCGUUCUGGACGGUCGACCUCUUCAUCGAUGAACUGCUCAAUGUGAUCACAUACUUCGGCAUUCAAGAUAGUUUUGGUAUCCUUGGACACUCGUGGGGUGGCAUGCUCGGCGCAGAGUUCGAUGUCAGGCGUCGUUCUGAAGGACUGAGGCACCUUAUCUUGACCAACUCGCUAGCCUCCCAUGCGUUGUGGGUGCAGUCUAUAAUUGAGUUGCUUGAGCCGUUUCCACAAGAGGUCAAAGACGCCAUGGCAGCUGGCUGGGACGACCUGAAGAGACUGGCACCUGCGAUGAGGCAGUUUCAUGCCAAGCACGGCUGCACAGUCAAGCCGAUGCCAAAAGAAUUCACGGAUCCCAUCGAUGGCGCUCUGGGCGAAGGCGGAGAUCCUACUGUAGAGAUCGCAAUGUGGACGGGCGAGUUGAAGGAGUGGUCCAUCAUCGACAGGACUCACCUCAUACGCACUCCGACACUUCUCAUCAACGGUCGUGCGGAUAUUGCGCAGGACUUUGUGGUGAGACCGUUCUUUCAAGGGAUACCCCGGGUCAAGUGGCGAACGUUUGAGCUAUCCAGCCAUACGCCCAUGCUGGAGGAACGUGAGACUUUUGUGCAGGAGGUGCUGGAGUUUCUGGGUGCGUGAUGCUGAUCACUCAAGAAAGAGAGACUGUCGUAGUAGACUGCACAUAUGUGUAAAUACCAGGAGUCGCUCAAAACAAAGCAGGCUGCC